CGCAUAUGAUACAUCUGUCAAGUUUAGCAGUAUCUUUGCAAAUUUCCAAACCAUUUAUCCUUGUUUCAAGCUACCUAGCAAGCUACUGCUGUUUCUUACAUUCUUUUCGAGAGGAAUCAAUGUAUUUGUUUUUUAUUCCAGUCAUGAGUUGAUUGGCAUGUUUGUAUAUUAUUUCUUUUUGGGAUCCAUCUAUGUGUUGUCUUAAUAUUAUAAGUUUGUCAGCAAUUGUUUGAUUGAUUUAAGAUAUAUUUUAUAACUUAAAGAUCCCCUUUGGGGCAUUGAGCUUGGCUUGUGUGGCUAGUGAGAAAUGGAGUGGCAGAAAGUGAUGGAAAGAGGAGAGAGGGCAGGUGUGUCAAGUUCAUCCAAUGGUGGAGAUGGAGUUGAUGUUGUAAAGGAAAUGAUGGAUGUGAUUGAGACCGUUGGAUUAUAUGUGGGGUACAGGAGGACACAGAGAAAGGAGUGCUUGAACUUGGUGAGGAGAUUGAAGCUGUUAGUUCCUCUUUUAGAGGAGAUAAAGGAGAUUGAUCAUCAUAAAUUGAGCUCCAGUGAGGGUUUGAAAACUAGUCUGGUUAAUUUGAAGAAAGCCCUUUUGGGUGCUAAGAAGUUGUUGAAGAAAUGCAGCUGUGGAAGCAAGAUUUAUCUGGCAAUGGAGAGUGAGGCAGUGAUGAGUAGCUUUCAUGCUGUAUAUGACCGCUUAAAUCAGGCUUUGGAUGAUUUGCAGUAUGAUGAGCUAGGGAUCUCAGUUGAAGUUAAAGAGCAAGUUGAGCUAACACGGAUGCAACUUAAAAGAGCUAAGAGGCGAACCGACACUCAGGAUAUAGAGCUGGCAAUGGAUAUGAUGGUUGUAUUUUCCAAAAAGGAUGACAGGAACGCAGAUAGUGCAAUACUAGAGAGACUGGCCAGCAAGUUAGAGCUACAUACUAUUUCAGAUUUGAAAGCAGAAGAAGUAGCUGUCAGAAAACUAGUUAAACAGAGAGGGGUGCAGAAUGCUGAAAGCAUCCAGCAAAUUAAAGAUUUUCUGGGAAAAUUCAGACAUAUUGCUGGGGUUGAUGAAACCAUUGAUCUUGACGGUCCUAUAUCUUCAAAAAGCCUCCAGAAGUGUCAGUCUUUGCUUAUCCCUCAUGAAUUCCUUUGUCCAAUUACUCUGGAGAUCAUGGUGGAUCCUGUCAUUGUGGCAAGUGGACAGACUUAUGAAAGAGAGAGCAUACAGAAGUGGCUAAAUUCUAAUCAUAGAACCUGCCCGAAGACUGGCCAAAUUUUGGAUCAUUUAUCUUUAGCGCCGAAUUUUGCCCUCAGGAAUCUUAUACUGCAAUGGUGUGAGAAAAAUAAAUAUGAACUACCCAAGAAGGAUUCUUGUUUGCGCUCUGAUGGCUUUUCUGCUGAGUCUAUAGAGGAAAUCUCUUUCUUGGUCCAAAACCUGUCCUCCCAUGAGUUUGAAGUGCGAAGAGAGGCAGUUAUGAAUAUCCGUAUGCUUGCAAAGGAGAAUCCAGGCAACAGAAUUUUGAUUGCCAACUAUGGAGGGAUUCCUCCAUUGGUUCAGCUCUUGUCCUACCAAGAUUCCAAGAUUCAAGAACACACUGUAACAGCUCUUUUGAACUUGUCAAUCGAUGAAACAAACAAAAGACUUGUAGCCAGAGAGGGAGCCAUUCCAGCUAUCAUUGAGAUUUUGCAGAAUGGAACGGAUGAGGCAAGAGAAAACUCUGCUGCAGCUUUGUUUAGCUUGUCGAUGCUCGAUGAAAACAAAGUGCUAAUAGGAGCUUUGAAAGGAAUCCGUCCCUUGGUGUACCUUUUGCAGAAUGGGACUGUCCGAGGUAAAAAAGAUGCUGCAACUGCACUCUUCAACCUAUCUCUGAACCAAACCAACAAGUCCAGGGCCAUUAAAGCAGGUAUCAUACCAGCGUUGCUCUGUUUGCUGGAGGAGAAUAACCUAGGAAUGAUUGACGAAGCCCUCUCCAUACUGCUUCUCCUAGCAUCACAUCCUGAAGGGAGAAAUGAAAUUGGUAGACUAUCUUUCAUCGAAACCCUUGUUGGAAUCAUAAGAAACGGGACUCCCAAGAACAAGGAAUGUGCCGCAUCCGUUCUUCUCGAGUUGGGGUUGAAUAAUUCAUCGAUCAUCUUAGCAGCACUUCAGUAUGGUGUGUAUGAACAUUUGGCAGAGCUUACAAAAAAUGGAACCAACAGGGCUCAAAGGAAAGCAAACUCUCUAUUGCAGCACAUGUGUAAGUACGAACACCUUCCAUGAAAAUCUCCCACCAAAUUAACAGAUUGAUAUCUAGCUUCCUACAGAGAGGAUGCCUACAUGUGUGUAUGAGGGCAUACAGUACAAAGUUCUUGGGUGUCUAGCACCCAAUGUGGCUCGCCUCUACAGGACAUGUGCAACUGCAGAAGGUAGUCAGUUUUUUGCCCCCUUUACAUCGGAUUGACUCUGUAUGUAUUGUGAAUACAGCAGUGAAAGAAACUUUUACAAUGCUGGGGAUGAUAGAAAUGUAUGUAAAAGGGUGCCGAACGCAAAUGAAUGGUAUGCCAUUUAGUAAUUUUAUCAAAGCUUUUUAUCAGACAAGUGAGAGACAGCUCAGUUGCUACUUGUUUGCAAAAUGUAAAGCGACAAGGGCUGAAGAAGUGAAGCUCUUGAUGGGAUUGGGACGGAGGCUACAGGAGGUAGGGUAGGAAUGUCAACAGCAGUACGCAACAUAUUAAGCCUUUCACCAUCAAAGAAAAUGGGACGAGCCCCUGUUGAUAACCCUACAACUAUUUGUCUGACAGCCUCCCCACUUGUAUCACAUUACAGUAAUCAAACCUUUGCAGCCCCGAACCAUUAUGAUAUCCAAUCUACUCGGUUACAUUCCAGUUUUGGAGGCAUAGUAAUGAGCUUGUAAUAACUCCCUCAGGCACACUGCUUGGGCUAGAUCUUGAAAAACCAUUGAUCCCAUAGCAUGUCACUUUUGACU
Messenger RNA from Populus nigra (black poplar), 2948 nucleotides. Its product is annotated as U-box domain-containing protein 15-like. The record is from RefSeq and is a predicted model, not a curated record. Gene Ontology annotation, molecular function: ubiquitin-protein transferase activity; protein binding. Gene Ontology annotation, cellular component: cytoplasm; nucleus. Bases 308 to 2242 code for a protein of 644 amino acids. Lineage: Eukaryota; Viridiplantae; Streptophyta; Magnoliopsida; Malpighiales; Salicaceae. Gene Ontology annotation, biological process: cell surface receptor signaling pathway; protein ubiquitination. The transcript is spliced from 4 exons.